CGUAGGGGGUGCAAGACCUGAAAACUACAGCAAUCGUGGCGUUCAGUCGAUUCCAAUCCUAAUCCCCUUUCCAACACUCGCGGGUAGAGCUGAGUUCCACUUUCAAGAAGAGGAAGGAGGCGAAGCCGAAGGCCAGAAAUGACGAGUCCCGUUUCUCGGCUCUCGAUUUCUCAUUUUCUUUGCUUCCUCCCUUCCUUUAAUCCGAAACCCCUCAAGUUGACAUCAAUAUCUCACCGGCGGCAGUUUUCCCCCUCUCUUUGUCAACCGAGGUCAGAGUUGUCAUUCACUGUAGGAACUCACCUUAUUCCGCAUCCAGCGAAGGUUCAUACUGGCGGUGAGGAUGCCUUCUUUGUGAGUAUCAGCAAAGGGGGUGUUCUGGCCAUUGCUGAUGGUGUUUCCGGUUGGGCAGAACGGGGAGUUAAUCCUGCACUGUUCUCUCGGGAGUUGAUGGCUAAUGCUUCUAAUCUUGUUAUGAAUGAGGAGGUCAACUGUAAUCCUCAAAUGCUCUUGAUGAAGGCUCAUGCUGCAACUUCAUCUACUGGAUCGGCUACAGCGAUUGUUGCCAUGCUGGAGAAGAAUGGAGUUCUUAACAUUGCUAAUGUUGGAGAUUGUGGUCUCCGUAUUUUUCGGAAAGGUCUAUUAAUUUUCACUACAAGUCCCCAAGAACACUAUUUCAACUGUCCUUACCAGUUGAGCUCUGAGAAGGCUGGCCAAACAUAUCAUGAUGCCAUGGUGUGCAGUGUAAAAUUACUAGAAGGGGAUACUAUAGUCAUGGGAUCUGAUGGAUUUUUUGAUAAUGUGUUUGACCAUGAAAUUGUUGCCAUAAUUUCACAAUUUAAAGAUGCUGCAGAUGAUGCAAAGAGAUUAGCAGAUCUCGCAAACACACAUUCCACAGAUGUGAACUUCGACUCACCAUAUUCAUUAGAAGCCAGAAGUAGGGGGUUUGACGUGCCGCUCUGGAGGAAGGUUCUUGGUCAGAAACUAACAGGUGGUAAACCAGAUGAUAUUACUGUAAUUGUUGGCCAUGUACAUGAAUUGCACACAGGUUAUUUGGAGGAAUCCGAAGCAGUGACUGCAGAUCUUAGUCCAUUGUUUUGACAGAAUUUGCAGGUAGUAAUUAUUCCAUGUAAUUAAAACCACAAUUCUUAUGAAAUAUGAAUUUUACUCCCAACCAUAAUUUCAAUGACUGUAGGAACUGCUCAUUUGAUUACCAAAGCAAACAUAUUUUGCAAACUUCUUUAUGGUCUCAUUUGUAUUUUAUUCACUUGUUUAGACAAGUUCUUCAUGGAAUGACAUUUUCAUUAUUUUUA
Molecule: messenger RNA, 1310 nt
Organism: Dendrobium catenatum
Lineage: Eukaryota; Viridiplantae; Streptophyta; Magnoliopsida; Asparagales; Orchidaceae
Product: probable protein phosphatase 2C 26
Exons: 11
Coding region: 139-1098 (319 amino acids)
Source: RefSeq, a predicted model, not a curated record